Molecule: messenger RNA, 2159 nt
Organism: Mastomys coucha (southern multimammate mouse)
Lineage: Eukaryota; Metazoa; Chordata; Mammalia; Rodentia; Muridae
Gene: Ccn2
Product: cellular communication network factor 2
Exons: 4
Coding region: 379-1101 (240 amino acids)
Biological process (GO): signal transduction; cell adhesion
Cellular component (GO): extracellular matrix; extracellular region
Molecular function (GO): integrin binding; heparin binding
Source: RefSeq, a predicted model, not a curated record
UGUCAAGGGGUCAGGAUCAAUCCGGUGUGAGUUGAUGAGGCAGGAAGGUGGGGAGGAAUGUGAGGAAUGUCCCUGUUUGUGUAGGACUCCAUUCAGUUCUUUGGCGAGCCGGCCGCCGGGAGCUUAUAAAAGGCCAGCGCCGCCCGCCCAGUCUCACACAGCUCUUCUCUCCAAGAAGACUCAGCUAGACCCACUCCAGCUCCGACCCUAGGAGACCGACCUCCUCCAGACAGCAGCAGCUCCAGCCCAGCCGACAACCCCAGACGCCACCGCCUGGAGCGUCCAGACACCAACCUCCGCCCCAUCCGAGUCCAGUCUCCGGCCGCGCCUCUCGUCGCCUCUGCAUCCCGCUGUGCGUUCCUCCGCCGCGCCCAGACCAUGCUCGCCUCCGUCGCUGGUCCCAUCAGCCUCGCCUUGGGGCUCCUCGCCCUUUGCACCCGGCCUGCUACCGGCCAGGACUGCAGCGCGCAGUGUCAGUGCGCAGCCGAAGCGCCGCGCUGCCCCGCCGGCGUGAGCCUGGUGCUGGACGGAUGCGGCUGCUGCCGCGUCUGCGCCAAGCAGCUGGGAGAACUGUGUACGGAGCGUGACCCCUGCGACCCACACAAGGGCCUCUUCUGCGAUUUCGGCUCCCCCGCCAACCGCAAGAUCGGCGUGUGCACUGCCAAAGAUGGUGCACCCUGUGUCUUCGGUGGGUCUGUGUACCGCAGCGGUGAGUCCUUUCAAAGCAGCUGCAAAUACCGAUGCACUUGCCUGGAUGGGGCUGUGGGCUGCGUACCCCUGUGCAGCAUGGACGUGCGCCUGCCCAAGGGCAAAAAGUGCAUCCGGACGCCUAAAAUCGCCAAGCCUGUCAAGUUUGAGCUUUCUGGCUGCACCAGUGUGAAGACAUACAGGGCUAAGUUCUGUGGGGUGUGCACAGACGGCCGCUGCUGCACACCACACAGAACCACCACUCUGCCAGUGGAGUUCAAAUGCCCUGAUGGCGAGAUCAUGAAAAAGAACAUGAUGUUCAUCAAGACCUGUGCCUGCCAUUACAACUGUCCUGGGGACAAUGACAUCUUUGAGUCCCUGUACUACAGGAAGAUGUAUGGAGACAUGGCAUAAAGCCAGGGAGUAAGAGACAUGAACUCAUUAGACUAUAACUUGAACUGAGUUACAUCUCAUUUUCUUCUGUAAAAAACGAUUACAGUAGCACAUUAAUUUAAAUCUGUGUUUUUAACUGCUGUGGGAGAAAACAUCCCACCAGAGUGAGAACGUUAUGUCAUUGUCAUACAAGUAGUCUGUCAAUCUCAGGCACUGGUUUCCGUUUAGACUUGACAGUUGUUCAUUAGCGCACAGUGCCAGAACGCACACAGAGGUGAGUCUCCUGGAACAGUGGAGAUGCCAGGAGAAAGACAGGUACUAUCUGACGGCAUUUUCCUAGCAGCAAUGUGCCUACUUUUUGGAGUGUAACAGGGGAGGGGAAUUAUAGCAUGCUUGCAGACAGACUUGCUCUAGCAAGAGCUGGGCGUGUGUCCUCUUCUACAUGAGGCUGAGUCCGGCUGUUCUUUAAGAACAGCAGUUUCAGCUCUGACAUUCUGAUUCCAAUGACACUUGUCAGGAGUCAGAACUUUGUCUAUUAGACUGGACAGCUUGUGGCAAGUGAGUUUGCCUGUUACAAGCCAGAUUUUUAUUGAUAUUGUAAAUAUUGUGGAUAUAUACAUAUGUACAGUUAUUUAAGUUAAUUUAAAGUCAUUUGUUUUUGUUUUAAGUGCUUUUGGGAUUUUAAACUGAUAGCCUCCAACUCCCAACACCACAGACAGGACAUAAAGCUUGUCUGUGAUUCAAAACAAAGGAGAUACUGCAGUAGAAAUUGUAACCUGAGUGACUAUCUGUCAGGACAAGUGGUGUGUAGAUGGUAAAACAACGUCGUGGAAGUCAGAAUUCUAGUAGGAAAUGUGGUAAAAUCUCUGUUGGUGAACAAAUGGCCUUCAGAGAGAAAUGGCUGGCUCAGGGUAACUGGUCAGAUUUCCACCAGGAAGUGUUUGCUGCUCUGAUUAUGACUGGUUUGGGGGAAGGGCGCAGUUUAUUUGUUGAGAGUGUGACCAAAAGUUACAUGUUUGCACCUUUCUAGUUGAAAAUAAAGUAUAUAUAUAUAUAUAAAUAUUUUUUUUUAUAUGAAA